Neoarthrinium moseri is the source of this 1521-nucleotide messenger RNA. RefSeq lists its product as uncharacterized. The record is from RefSeq and is a predicted model, not a curated record. Gene Ontology annotation, molecular function: oxidoreductase activity, acting on the aldehyde or oxo group of donors, NAD or NADP as acceptor. The transcript is spliced from 3 exons. Lineage: Eukaryota; Fungi; Ascomycota; Sordariomycetes; Amphisphaeriales; Apiosporaceae. The coding region runs from base 1 to 1521 and encodes 506 amino acids.
AUGGGAUCAGUCAGUUCGGAAGCUCGCUGCAGUGCCAUCCGCGAUGCUUGGGGCUGCGACUCGCUAGACAAGGCCGAGGCCUUCAUCCAGGCUCAGGGCGAGAACGGCAGACUGGCCAUGGAAAACUUCGUGGGAAAUGCCUUUGCGCCAUCUUCUCAGCAUAUGGACUCGGUAGAUCCGAAAACAGGAAAGGCAUUUGCGAAGGUCCCAAUCAGCAGUGCCGCAGAGGUCGAUGAGGCGUUGAGAAAGGCGACAGCUGCCUUUAAGGGAUGGAGCAAAACAACGGUUGCAACACGGUCUAAAUACUUGGAGCGAGUUGCGCAGCUCAUACAGGAGAAUCGAGAGCUACUGGCAAUCUGGGAGAGCAUUGACCAGGGGAAGACACUGGCACGGGCUCGGAUUGAGGUCGAUCGGGCUGUCUCGAAUUUCAGCUAUUUUUCUACUUUUAUCUUGCACCAAGAGACUGCGGCUCGCAUGAUCGAUGGCGUAGCUCUUACUUACGAGCAUCGGUCUCCAGCUGGCGUCUUCGCGUUGAUCUCCCCUUGGAAUAUGCCCCUCUACCUGCUGACAUGGAAGAUUGCCCCAUGUCUCGCAUUCGGAUGCACGGCGGUGGCGAAGCCAUCAGAAGUCACGUCCAUGUCGGCUUUUCUUCUAUGUGAGAUCUUCCGCCUCGCUGAGCUACCGGAGGGUGUCAUCAAUGUCGUCUUCGGAGAUGGCCCCACCACGGGGUCGGCGUUGGUGAAAAGCCCCCUGGUUAAGGGUAUCUCCUUUACUGGUGGCACUGCCACAGGUAUUCGCAUUAGAAAAGACACUGCAGAUCAGAUCUAUAAGCACCUAUCGCUCGAGCUGGGUGGUAAGAACCCGACGUUGGUUUUCGAGGAUGUAGACCUCAGUAAAGCAGUUCAAACAGCCGCCACGGCUGCUUUUGAGAACCAGGGAGAGAUUUGCUUGUGUGGAUCUCGCAUAUAUGUGCAGUCUGCCAUAUAUGACCAGUUCGUUGCAGCAUUCACUGCCUACGUAACCGCGAACUACCAGCGAGGCGGCAAGAUGGGAGCAGUGGUUUCUCUACAGCAUUAUCAGAAGAUCCGCUCAUAUCUUGAACUAGCCGAAUCUGAGAAGGCGACGUUCAACACUGGCUCAACCCCUGUCGCAGAUCCUAAAAAUGGCUUCUGGAUUGACCCCGUCAUCCUCACCGACGUUUCGACGUCUUCUCGGAUCAUGAGGGAAGAGAUCUUUGGCCCGGUGGUGACUAUUGCUAAGUUCGAUUCCGAAGAAGAAGCUGUAGAGCUUGCCAAUGACAAUCCGAACGGAUUGGCGUCCGUACUGUUAACAAAGGAUGCGUCAAGGAUACGGAGGGUGGGUGAGCAGAUCGAGGCUGGUCUAGUAUGGGUGAACUGCUGGUUAGUCAGAGAACUUGGAACACCUUUUGGGGGAAUGAAGAACUCCGGUACAGGACGUGAGGGAGGCGAAUACAGUCGAGAAGUUUUCACAGUUGUGCGGACUCUCCACAUUCCGAUGUAG